Cheilinus undulatus (humphead wrasse) is the source of this 2293-nucleotide messenger RNA. RefSeq names its product protein-glutamine gamma-glutamyltransferase 5-like. Gene Ontology annotation, molecular function: protein-glutamine gamma-glutamyltransferase activity. Bases 71 to 2293 code for a protein of 740 amino acids. The record is from RefSeq and is a predicted model, not a curated record. Lineage: Eukaryota; Metazoa; Chordata; Actinopteri; Labriformes; Labridae. Gene Ontology annotation, biological process: peptide cross-linking. The transcript is spliced from 15 exons.
UCCCUGACAGCGUGCAUUGGUCUGUUUUUACCCCCGCUGACCCCAGGACAGAAAGAAACGCUCUGCAGAGAUGCCUAACAUCACAAAGUCGUUUUUUAAGGACAUCGACCUCCACUGUCCCUCCAACAAUUUUGACCACCGCACAAAAGAGAUCUCCAAGGACCAGCUGAUCGUGAGGCGAGGUCAGGCUUUUAAGAUCACCCUCACACUGACGGAGCCUUUCCUGAACAGUUCGGAGAACCCGCUCUUCAUCAAGGCAAUCACAGGGAUGUAUGCCAGUCAGGAGAUGGGGACGAUGUGCUACCUCUCUGUCCCAGACGGCGUGGAGCGUUCACCAGAGGCAAAGGCAGUUUGGUCGGUAGAGGUCUACCCAACAUCGUCCCUUAUGAAGGGCGAGCUGAUCUUGAGCUUCACCCCCCCGGCUAACGCCCCUGUAGGAGAGUACACCAUCAUGGGGGAAUAUAAAAAGGAGGAGAAGUUGCUGGCAAUGCCGAUGGUGCUCUUCAACCCCUGGUGCCCCGAGGACGCUGUGUACAUGGAAGAUGAGAAGCUCAGACAGGAAUAUGUGAUGAAUGAAAGUGGAAGAAUAUGGAGAGGAAGCGCUCUCUACAACAGGCCUAUGGACUGGGACUUUGGACAGUUUGAAGACAACAUGGUGACCAUUGGUCAGCAACUGCUGGACCUCAACCACAAGCACAAGGAAGAUCCUGCUCUGGAUGUUUCUCUUCGGUGGGAUCCAGCCUAUGUCGGCCGUGUGAUCAGUGCCAUGAUCAACAGCGAGGAUGACAAAGGUGUGCUGGAGGGAAAUUGGUCAGGUGAUUUUUCAGGUGGAGUCAAGCCCAGUCGCUGGUCCCGCAGUCAUGACAUCCUUAGCCAGUGGCUUGAAACCAACAACCGUCCCGUCAAAUACGGGCAGUGCUGGGUGUUUGCUGGAGUGAUGUGUUCAGUGAUGCGGUUCUUUGGAAUCCCCUGCCGUGUGGUCACCAACUUUUCCUCAGCUCACGACAACAAUGCCAAUCUGACCAUCGACAAGUUCUACGAUGAGGAAGGAAACCUGCUGUUACAAUCUGACAGUGUUUGGAACUUCCACGUGUGGACAGAAGGGUGGAUGAAGCGGCAUGACAAGGAAGAGUACGGCGGCUGGCAGGUUUUGGAUCCAACACCUCAGGAGCUGAGUGAUGGUGUUUACUGCUGCGGUCCAUCCCCAAAGCUGGCCAUCCUGAAGGGACACACAGAUGUAGACUACGACACCUCGUUUGUCUAUGCUGAAGUCAACGCUGACUGCAACGACUGGCUGGUCAAAGACGAUGGUACAUGCGAGAAGAUGGAGACUGACACCGACAGAGUUGGUCAGCGUAUCUCCACAAAAGCUGUGGGCAGUGAUGAAAGAGAGGACCUCACCCUCACCUACAAACCCCAAGAAGGAACAUAUAAAGAGAGAAUAAGCUUUGUAAGAGCCCUCAUCAGAAACUACAAAAUCCUUAAAAAGAUCAGAGAGGAGGAAAGGAGGACUGAAGAGGCGGAGAGGGGGACAACAGACUCUGUGGCAGGGGCGGGGGAACCAACGAGACCAUCAGCAAACACCCCACCUGACGUAGGAGGAUCAGCUGAAGUCGCCCCCACACCACCACCAUCACCACCACCACCCAAAGUGAACAUCUCAUUUGAAGAGGUGUCAAAGCCAAUAAACGGUAAGGAUGUCUGCCUGAAUCUGAAGCUUAACAGUGAAAGUACCAAAGAAAGACCACUGAUCAUCAAAUACAACGUUCAAGCCAUGAAUCACAACGGACAUCCAAACAAGAGCAUGCUCAAAGACAAGAAGGAGGAGACACUGCUGCCUGGGAAAGAUCUGACCAUCCCAAUCGUGGUCAAGUUCUCAGACUACUGUAAACCCAUGUUGGAGAGUGACGGCAUGAAGGUUUCUGUCAUCGUCAAGGACCAAAAGAACCCAGAUCACCCCUACCACGCUGACGAUGACGUGGUCCUGGAGGACCCUCCAAUCUCUGUCAUGAUUCCUGGUAAAACCAAAGUGGGAAAAUGUUCAGCGGCAGAGGUCAGUUUCAUGAACCCUGUGAAUGAGACACUGAAGGACUGCACACUUACCAUCUUUGGAACCGGUCUCUGGAAGGGAGAGUACAAAGUCCAACUUGACGACUUGAACCCAGGCUCACGGAUAAGUGUCAAGAUCCCUUUCACCCCCUACAAGACCGGAGAAAGGAAAGUGGUGGCUGACUUUGACUGCUCCGUCUUCAGAGACAUCAAAGGCAGCUGCACCGUCAAGGUUAUGGAGUAA